This is a messenger RNA of Bombina bombina (fire-bellied toad), 2142 nucleotides long. RefSeq names its product elongator acetyltransferase complex subunit 4 (gene ELP4). The record is from RefSeq and is a predicted model, not a curated record. Gene Ontology annotation, biological process: tRNA wobble uridine modification. Bases 1 to 990 code for a protein of 329 amino acids. Gene Ontology annotation, cellular component: elongator holoenzyme complex; transcription elongation factor complex; cytoplasm. The transcript has 8 exons. Lineage: Eukaryota; Metazoa; Chordata; Amphibia; Anura; Bombinatoridae.
AUGUCCAACGUAGAGGCACCUGUUUCAGUCCCCACUGUCAGUUUAGACAGCAGGAGUCACAACGAGGGGGCAGAAGGCAUCUCCAUUCAUAUGGAUCUUCCUGCUCCACAACUUGAUGAAAUAAGAAAAACAGAGAACUGCCCUGUAAAUAAGGACGUUCCUGGAACUGCAGAUGAGUCUCAAGAUGCUAUGAAAAUCGCCUGGCGUUACCAGAAUUUGCCAAAAGUAGAGCCUUUGCCAGUAACUUCAAGGUUUGGUCACUAUUAUGAUGUUUCAAAGACAAUGUCUCCCGAAAUGUUACAUUCCGCAAAAAGCCACAGCUUCUUCAUGCCACAAGAAAAUCUUUUUGACCAAACAUUUUGCAACACAGAGAUGACCUGCGAUUACAGCCAGCUUCUACAAUCUAUCCAGCGAGUGAUUCACCAAGAGGGCUUUGAUGGAACGAAUCCCCAGAAACGACAAAAGAACAUUCUCCGUAUAGGAAUCCAGUCGUUGGGAUCUGUUCUGUGGGGAGAUGACAUCUGUACUGAGGAACACCCUGAAAACAUGCACAGCCUGACUCGGUUUCUGUAUGCCCUGAGAGGUCUUCUCAGAACUUCUUUAUCUGUGUGUGUCAUUACAGUGCCUUCACAUCUCAUACAGAAUAAAGCAAUUACAGUGCGUGUAAGAUGCUUGUCAGAUACGGUACUUGGCCUUGAAUCAUUUGUUGGCGCUGAGAGAGAAACCAAUCCAUUAUAUAAAGACUAUCAUGGUUUGCUGCGUGUGCACCAAAUUCCUCGACUUAACAGUUUGAUCUCUGAGAUGUCAGACACAAAGGACCUGGCAUUUAAGUUAAAGAGAAAGCUUUUCACUGUUGAGAGACUGCAUUUGCCUCCAGACUUGUCAGACACAGUGAGUCGUUCAAGCAAACAGGAUCUGGCAGUAUCCACCAAACUGCUGAGCUCGGGAUGUGGAACUUCAGCCGCAGGGCAAAAGCACCUGGACUUCUAGAGAAUUUUGCUCAGCAGUUACGUUCAGAUUUUGUGGCGACCCAAACAGGGUUUCCAUAUUUUUGUAAAUAUUAUUUCUAGUGCAUAACCAUUAAAUCUUGAUUAUAAAACUUUGCAGUUAUUUUUUUCCCCCAAAUGUAACUUUAGUACUGAGAAAUAAAACAUUAAAAUCAUACACAUAGAAUGAAUAAACAAUUAAUUAAAUACAACUUUUAAAUGCCUUUAAAACUGUUGUUUGAUUUGCAUCAUUUUGCAGUCCAGGAAUAUACCCUUUGAAAAAAAACUCAGUGUUGCUGUGGCCAGUUACAGAUAGGGUAUACAUGAGGUACUGCCCCACUUUGAAGAAUAAUGCAGGGUCGACGUUCUCUUACAUAAUGAUUGAACACAACCAUGAUUAAACAUUUAUGGGGAAUACAUUUUGGAGUUUAAUAUGCCUUUAAAAUACUGAUUUGUUAUUGAAAGUGGAAUACACACAACUUUUUUAUUCAUUGUGUAGAUAUAUAUCGAUAUAUUGUUCCAAUACUUGUACUAGAUUCUGUAUCCUAUUUUGUAGAGCAUAUACACCACAGCUGUCCUAGUACGUAGAAUUUAAUAAUUGUGUUGAAAGUUAUGAUGUACAAUAGAUGCAUAGAUUGUCUCGACCUCAAAGGCAACUUGGCAUAUUAAAAACAUGGUAUGUUUCAGUCAUCAGCAUUUAAACAGAUAAGGUCACACUUUAUGUUAAUUAUCAUUAAAAAGCAUUUAAAUUAAUUCUUCCCAAAAGCAGAAUUGAUUUCAUUAUCUUUUUCAACACAGUAGUUUUAAAUUAUUUAAGGCAGCACUAUGAAAUUACAUCAACAGAUUUAAUUCUAGACUGAAAUUCAAACUGACAGAUACAUUAAUGCUAGUGAAUGUGAGGUGUUCAUUCAAGCUUAAUGGAAAAAAAUAGUGUAAGCCGCAAGCCUACAAAGAAAACAUAAUAAAAAUGCAACACUCAGAUUAAUAAUGGAAAAUAUAAACAUCUAACAUAAAGAUAACUAGUAAUGUCAAAAACUGUAUUUUCUUGUUUACAUUUAUAAUUCAUUUUUUUUUAGAUGUAUGUUGAUCCAUUUGUAUUUUUACUGUACUGUAACAUGAGUUCCCCAAAAAUAAAUUCAUAAGUCAACCAGCAGAA